CUUUCCUCCGGUCAUUUCCAUCGCUCUCGGAGACUCGUCGUCUGGCUUCUUUCCUCUGGCCUUUCCGUGCAAUGGUUCUUGUUGUUUUUGCAUCGUUCUAGUAGUAUGUCAGACCAAGACUCGCCGUCAGUGGGGCUCAGCUACCGACCAUCGGCCUCCACUGCCGCUUCUCACCCCGCCAUUGUUUCUGUCAACUAAGCUUCUAAGUUACUACUUCCCCCUUCGUUUACUUCUGAACGAUGCCGCCGGUGCCUCCCUCCGCCGAGCGAUGUCGGGUGGUGUGCUAUCAUCAGACCAUCUGCGCCGAUGGCCAGUAUGUCUCCAUGCUGCCGCUGAUCCAGCACAACACGGGCAUUACCCAUGUCAUCCUCGCAGCCUUCCAUCUAAACGCCGAUCCCCACCAUAUCACACUGAACAAUGAUCCGCCCGACCAUAGCAUGUACGAUAUGUUGUGGACCGAAGUGCCGCUGAUGAAGCAGCGAGGCGUCCGCAUUAUGGGGAUGCUGGGAGGCGCGGCGCAGGGUUCGUUCCGCAGCCUGGACGGGGACCUGGAGUCAUUCGAUCGCUAUUACCAACCGCUAUUGGCAACCAUUCGACGUCUCCAGCUGGACGGCAUGGACCUGGACGUGGAAGAAAAUAUGUCACUGUCGGGCAUCAUCCGACUGAUCGAUCGGCUCAAAGCCGAUCUUGGAGACGCCUUCAUCGUGACGCUGGCUCCCGUUGCGGCCGCGCUGCUGGGCAUUGGAAACCUGUCGGGAUUUGAUUACCACGACCUGGAGCAGCAGCGCGCCUCCAAGAUCAGUUGGUAUAACGCACAGUUUUACAACGGAUGGGGACCAGCCGACGAUCCGCGCAUGUAUGCGGCCAUCAUUUCACGCGGAUGGUCGCCGCAACGGGUGGUCUAUGGCCUGUUGACGAAUCCCGGCAACGGAUCCCAGGGCUACGUGCCAUUGGAGACCAUAGGGCCUAUUCUGGGUCAUCUGGUUAAAGAAUACCCAAACUUUGGCGGCGUCAUGGGCUGGGAGUAUUUCAACUCCUAUCCCGGAGGACGCGAGAAACCCUGGCAAUGGGCAGCGGUCAUGUCGCUCAGCAUGCACAUGAAAGACCUGGUGAUGGCAGCGACGGAGCUCAACAACCUGGUGGCGAGCCUUGUGCGGAAUAUGGGGAGUCGCUAGUAUCG
This is a messenger RNA of Aspergillus steynii IBT 23096, 1180 nucleotides long. RefSeq names its product putative class III chitinase. Gene Ontology annotation, cellular component: extracellular region. The record is from RefSeq and is a predicted model, not a curated record. Gene Ontology annotation, biological process: carbohydrate metabolic process. Gene Ontology annotation, molecular function: chitinase activity. The transcript has a single exon. Bases 240 to 1175 code for a protein of 311 amino acids. NCBI's taxonomy places the organism in Eukaryota, Fungi, Ascomycota, Eurotiomycetes, Eurotiales, Aspergillaceae.